This is a messenger RNA of Gryllus bimaculatus (two-spotted cricket), 4136 nucleotides long. NCBI's taxonomy places the organism in Eukaryota, Metazoa, Arthropoda, Insecta, Orthoptera, Gryllidae. The record is from the annotation of a GenBank genome assembly.
UCCUGUGAGCGUCGUGCCCUUUGCCCUUCGCAGAUGCUGGCGCCGGUGUACGACGCGUCGCUGGAGUCGCUGCGCGGCGCGUGCGUGCGCAACCCGUGCGCGGAGGGCGCGGUGCGCGUGCAGGGCGCGGACGGGCGGCUGAGCGCGUGCGUGCCCAUGGACGACCUCGACUGCUCGCUGGCCAGCCUGCCGCUGCUGGCGGCCGACGGUGGCGUGCACGUGCCGCUGUGCGCCGACGCCAAGCGCCACAUCAUCCGCGUCAACUCGCGCCCCACGCGCGACUCGUGCCCCAUCACCGACAACAAGGGCGCGUGCGUGGCGGCCGUGGUGCGCACGCCGCAGCCCUUCGACUGGGGGCUGGAGGACGAGGCCGAGGACAGCGUCGCCUUCCCGUCCGACGCCGCCGCCGCCGACCGGAGUAUUCGUAUUGAGAAAGAAGGAAAAGUUCUCUCCAAACCCGGAAGUGAUGGAACAGAUAAGAAUUCUCGAAAACGACUUUCAGUAUUGACUGAAUGGUCAGUCCCAUAUCCAGUAUACAUGAUGAACAAGCAGAAAUGGAUAAAACAAAUCACCUCUUCAUCAACUUUGAAUAUGCAUCAAAUUUAAUCAUGAAGCUUAAAGACAAACAUACAAUUUUAUUAUUUCAAUAAGAAUGAACUGAUGUUCAUGUCAAAAAAAAUGUGUAUGAGCAUAACCUAGUGCUCUUUCUUAACAUGGUGCUAAUUUUCAACUGAGAGGCGAAAUGUGUAUGAAACAAAUAGUUUCAUUGUAAUUAUUGUUAGAAUGAACAUGCUCUAAGUAAAGAGGUAGCUCUAUAAUAGGUUUACCCACGUAUGAUGGUGAAAACAUCAUACAUAAUACUUAGAAAGUCCUUGACAAGUCAGUGUAUGGUCUAUUUCAUGCAUUGCACUGAAUUUUGUGCAAGAAACUUCUGGUCAAAUGAAUCCAAGAUCCACAAGGUCCAGAUAAUAAAAUAUAGUUUUGGUUCAUGACCAAAACUAACGUGCCCGUUUGUUCAGAGAAUGCUUGGAAGCUUGGAGUUUAUGUUUACUUUGUAAAUGAAAUUGAAAAUAAGUGGAAUGCAAUUUGGCAUUCUGAUCAAUUAAUUAUGACAAACUUCCUUUAAAGGUUGAAAGAACUGCUUGGUAACUUGUCCAACAAUUCCUGAAGAUUUUAAAUAGUUCAAGUGGCUUUAUCUUGUGUAAUAAAUUUUCACCGUCACACAACUGCUUUCCAAAAUAAUGAUAUAUAACAUUUGAAGUUAUUUAAAAAAUGAUGCUCUAUUAAAAUCAUUUUGAUUUUCUUGAAACUAAGCUUUUAAUAAUAGUGAAAAAUAAACUUUGGCAAUCCACAGGACAUACUCGUUUCUUCCUUGUACCAAAGGACAGUUAAAAAUCUACUCACUCAAACUUAAAUAGUUUGCAAGUAAUUUUCAGCAACUUACUCUACAGAUAUGGCCCAUCAAGCUUUGUAAAAUAAAGUGUUGUGAAGUUUUAUUAAUUCUCAUUGAUUCCCUGAUCACCAUUAUUAAACCUGUCAUGUUGAACUAAAUCAAGGGUGGCUUCAGAAAAUAUUUAAGGGAUCUACAUUUAAUUGUAUUUAUUUAUGUAAAACUGUUUAAUUUAUACAUUAGUUUUAAUUUGUAUUUUUAAAUUAAUAAGCAUUUUGAAAGUAAAACCUUUAAAUCAUAUUUUUUAUAAGACUUUCUACUAGGACUAGAUUUUCUACUAGAAAAAAUUGGAUUUAAACUCUGCGGAAACCUUUAAAAUAUUAUACUAUUUUACAAGUACAUUUUUUAUAUUAUUAAAUAAAAUACAAAUACAUAAUUUUGAAGCAUGUUUACAAUUGUUUAAAAAUAUUUUUUAUACCUAUACAUUUUCAAACAGUGGAGGAUGGGUGGCAAGGCCUCUAUCUGGAAAUACUUAUCAUGUAUGUACUCAUCCUAGUACUUUCAUCAUCAGAAUUUUUUGCACAAAUGCAUGUGGGAAGGAGUCCUAUAAAAAUUACAGAAAACUUUGAAUACCGUCUCAAUCCAGGACUAUAAUAUUUGCAGCUCUUAGCCAUUGCAAAAUACAAUUCUUCAUCAAUUUCAGUUUUUUACUGAGUAAAUACAUAAUUUUUAAAGGUUGAAUAAAUGAAUGUAAAUUCAUGGUUUCAAAUGAUUUAAUGUAAAUAUGAUUUUAUAAAUAUACAUUUUUUAAGAUUGAAAUAACUUAACAUGAGUUGACUUGUACUAGCAAAGCCAAUUAUCAAAAAUUCUGCAUGACGAGAAAUAAAAAUCCAUGAAGUCCCUUAGAUAAAUUCAGGUAGAAAAUUGCCAACAAAAAAAGUUUUUGCAAUAAAUAAAUGCCCUAUUUCUUUGGUAUUAAAAUUUGAUACUUACAAUUUUAUAUCAUGAAAUGAAUCUUUCAAAGGGACACAUUGAGAGAAAAAUGUAAGUAGAUACAAAAGUGAGUAGAAUUUAUAACUAAUUGUAAGAAAACACAUUUCUGAAUCCAUAUUUACAAGACAUGUUUUUCAUAACUAUACGAAGUACUAAUGUGACUUCUCGUCACUGUAAUGCUUUUAACCAUGUCUUAAAAUGUCCCUUUGCUUCAUAUUAUAAAUAAAAACAUUUCUCCAAAGGAAGUGAAUAUUCAAUUAAUGUUGCCAACUCCUGAGCAGUAAUAUUUAUUGUCAUGAAACAUGCAAUCAUGAAGUAGUAAAAGCUAGAAGGCACCUCAAUUGUUACAGAAAGAGGAUAAUCAAUGCUUUAACAAUUAAAUUAAUUUAUUAACUUCAGAAGCUUCUUCCGUUCACCUUAACACACAAAAAAGGUGAUGUGAGACAGUAAUUAACAACUGGAAGUCAUAUGGAGCACUCUAUACAGGGAAUAAUUAUUCCUUUAAAAGAAGAAUCAUAGUAUUUCAGUAGCAUGUUUCUUCAAUGUUUGUCACUUUCUACGAAUACUUCAUCUCAAUGUGUCCCUCUUUAACCUCCCAAAUCCCACAUUAAUUUUUUAAAAAUUAUAUUACAAUAAACAUUAAAAAUGUCACCUACAAUAGAAAGACAAGUAUGUUUAUUAAAACAUUUAGAAUAUGUACACUGAAAGGAAAAUAUUAAGGGGAAAAGAUACAGCUUCACUACACCUGUAAAAACUGCCAUAUAAAAAGUGAACGUAAUUUCACAGGAGAGAUUCAGGCCCCAUAAAAGGGAGAAAUUAAAGUGCAGCACAUGGCUGAAUUUUGUCUGCUCAAACGAAACCAUGCAAGAUUAGUAUAUAGUUUUAAGGAACGAUUUAAGUAUGUCGUUUCUUGCUUCUGAACAGACACAUAAUUCUUUAUCAAAAAAAGUUUACAAUUUUACAUGCAAGAGAAUUCAAAAUAAUGAGUAGACAGAGGGUGAGUUGGCAAUUUGCUCAACAGGUGGCAUUCAAAACUCCAGGGGAAAAAAGGCAAAUUAACCAACUGGUGAUUAAUGACCAUCUUUGCUUUUGCAGCAGUCAAAUAAAUUCUGUCAAGGGCAAAUUUAUUAUUUUCCAGCAAGAGACAUUACAUUCUUGAUGGAUGAUCUUUAGCAUCUUUACUGUAAAAUCUGAAAAUGAGGAAGACCGGGCCUUUUUUCAUUUCUAAUACUAUUUUUCCACAAAGAAAUUUAAUAAUUUGCAUUUAACAAGUUGUAAAUUAUCACUUGCACAAUGUUAUCAUUAUGAUCCUGUAUAUUACCUGUUACUUUAUUGAAAGACAGAAAUUACACAAAAAAAUAAGGUCAUAAAACCUCUGGAAUAAAGUUGUCACCCCCUAAGAGGCAUAAACAAUUUCAUUAAUAUUCAAUACUUUGCUAUAAAAAUGUACAUACAUUUAAUUUGAUUUAUAGUUUCCGCACAUCUUCGUAAGUAUUUGGUUGUUAAAAUUCAGAUACUACUGGAAUUCAUAAGAUACAACACACCUCGUACAACAUUGAGAACAGCAAUUUGAUAAAAUAUUAAAAGAAUGAGAAAUACUACAUAUACAGAGAAACUCCAUUUAUACGUUUCGCACUUACACGUUUUCCACGUUUGUAAGUUGUUGUUUUUCUGGCAAGUCCCAGAUAAAUUCCUAUAAUUCCCAUGCUAAAUUAUUUCAGAUAUGCGUUUUACGGUUAUACGUUUUUCACAC